AUGGAAGAUAAGGAAAUAAAUAAUGAGAAUAACAAAAAAAGGGAAACAAAUAAAGAAGAGAAUGUAAAAAAAGAGGAUGAUAUUUCAAAGAAAACUUUAGAAAAUUCAGAAGAGAAUGAUAUAUCGCUUGUAAACAGUGUGUCGUUAGGAAAGCAUUUGUUGAUAGGAAACUCCUUGAAGAAGGGCAUAAGUGUGAGUGUUCGAGGAAGAGCGGCCAACAUAGGACUUAACGCAAAGCAGUCAGGACCCGCAUGGAAAAAGAAAGAUGAAAAGAACAAUGACGAACAAGGAGAAGAGAAAGAGAAAAAAAUUGAUGAUGAAUCGUUUCCUGAUUUAUUAGAAUCUACUGAGAAAAUAAAAUCAGAAUUAACCAAAGAUAAGGAUAAGAAAAAAAAGCAGGGGAAAGAUUUAAAGAAAGGUGAAGACAAUUUUAUGAACAAUAGUAUUAAUAAUAAUAAUAGUAAUCAUCAUUUGCAUCUUAAUAAUAAUAUUGGAGGUAUAGAACGAAUGAAAGGUAACGGGUUAAAUGAUAAAAAGAAAUUUGGAAUGAAUUUGUUUGAUGGACUAAAAAGAAAUGAUAACAACUCGAAGAAGUGGUAUGAACGAUCAAAUGAGUUCAGUGGAAUAAAUAAUAAUUUAAUGAAUGAUAAUAAUAAUAAUAAUAUAAUGAAUAAUAAUAGUAAUAGUAAUAAUAGUAAUAACAAUGACAAUAAUAUUAAUGACAAUGAAAUAAUGAAUGGUUUUCUACUUCCUGGGUUUAAAGGAAAACAUAUGAUAGGUUUUAGAUGUUUUUUAAAAAGAGGAAUGCAAAACCCACCACCUCAACCACCCACUGGCAUUUACGAGGAAAAUUCCUUUUUUGAAAAUAUUGAAAGUAAAGGAUCUAUGCAGAAGAAGUUUAUGAAGAUGGGUCAAAAAAUGGGUCAAAAAAUGGGUCAACAAAUGAGUCAACAAAUGGGUCAACAAAUGGGUCAACAAAUGGGUCAACAGAUGGGUCAAAAUAUGAACAUGCAGGUAAAUCUACACCAGCAGAGGAACACCAUGAUGAACAAUAUGAACAAUAUGCAACAAGAUGGAGUAUACGAGCGAAACGAUCAAGGAAAUAAUAGGUACUCACCGAUGGGGGGUCAGCACUAUAUGAAUCAAGGUAAAAUUAAUGAUAUGAACAGUAGUAAUAACAACAACAGUAAUACAAAUAUCAACAACAGUGUUAAUAACAGUAACAAUAACAAUAGCAAUAACAAUGUCGUGUUCAAGGCGAACAAUUAUAACAGGAACGCGAAAAAUUUUGCGCACAACAAUAACAAUAAUAGUAGCAAUAACAAUAGUAGUAGCAAUAACAAUAGUAGUAGCAAUAACAACAGUAGUAGCAAUAACAACAGUAGUAGCAAUAACAACAGUAAUAAUAAUAAUAGUAAUAAUAAUAAUAAUAAUAGUAAUAAUAAUAGUAAUAAUAAUAAUUAUAAUACAGAAGACAUGGGAAAUGUAAAGAUGAUGAAUAACCUGCCUGGAAUACAAGGAAAUAAUAUGAAUUACAUAAGAAGAAAUGAUAAAAAGGAAGAAAGAAAUUUUAAAAAAAAAGAUAUCGACACAGAGAGUAACUGGAGGAAUACAAACACAAAUAAUAGGAAUAAUAUGAUCGAUGAAAAGAGCAGCAAUAUGAGUGGUAUGAACAGUGUUAGUAACAUUAAUCACUUGAAUGGUAUGAAUAACAUGAAUAAUAAUAAUAGUACUAAUAGUAAUAAUAAUAAUAAUAAUAAUAGUAAUAAUAAUAAUAGUAAUAUUAACAAUAAUAAUAAUAGCCUGAACAAUAAGAUCGUGAGAAUGUAUAAUAAUAGCGCGAACCAUAAUAACAUGAACAAUAUGAAAAAUAAUUAUGGAAAUAAUAAUAACAAAAUGAUGAAUAUGAAUUUUCAGGUAGCGCCCCAUAUAUCGGGAAAUAAUAAAAACGUCUUUAAUAAAAAUAAUGAUGAUCUUAAAAUUAACAAUAUAUACAAAAACAGCAAUAAUAUGAACAAUAGGAAUGAGGAAAAAAACAAUAAAGUAUUUAAAACUAAUUUAGUAAACUCAAAUACAAAUGGAGGAAUAGCACAUGAACCAUUUAAUAAAUCUUCUAACUAUGGCAAUAGUAGUAAUUUUAACAUGAACAGCAAGGGUAUUAACUCUCUAGACACAAGGAAGGCACGAAUGAGGGAAAUGAGAAAUAUGAACGAGCAGAGUAAGUGA
Messenger RNA from Plasmodium malariae, 2226 nucleotides. Its product is annotated as conserved Plasmodium protein, unknown function. Bases 1 to 2226 code for a protein of 741 amino acids. The record is from RefSeq and is a predicted model, not a curated record. The transcript is spliced from 3 exons. Lineage: Eukaryota; Apicomplexa; Aconoidasida; Haemosporida; Plasmodiidae.